CUCUUCUCCUCCUCGGGCCUGGUACCUGUUGCAGGUACCUUCCGGAUAAGCAGAACGUGGGAGUUCCCCACCCCUCCCCAGAGAAGGGCAGUGGGCCCCAUCCCAAGCUUCCCAACCCAGGACUUCCAUUUCCGGCAGAGGAGAAACGAAACAGGGAGCAGGCCUGGUCCAGCUCUGGCUCUCUGCCCCUCCACGUGCUCACGGCCUCUCCCAGCCUGGUGCUAAGCAGUGUCAUGAGUCUAGACCAGGUGGGAGAUUAACUCUUGGGUGUGGGAGCACUUCAGGGCGGGGAGAGGAAGGAAUGACAGGUCCAAGGUUACGGACAGAAGGGGGCAGCUGCCAUCCUGGACAGAUACCCUCGUCUUAAGAAUCAGUGACAGAGAGAGCCAGGAAGCCCCACUAGAAAAGACCAAGCCAAGGGGGGAGCCGGGCGCUCCUGGCCGGUGCCAAGCCCUGGCUUCAGCCCGCAGGCCCAGCUUCCCUGGCUCCUCCUCCCCCACCCCUGCCCCCGCCAGCCCCACAUGCACUUAAUACUUCUGGCACCCAGUCCACCCGCCACGGACUUUGGCCUUAGCUGUAGCUAGUGUGGGAGCCUGGGAAGACCUGGACCACAAGUUUCUCAAGCAAAACAAAAGGAGCAGCUUCAGGUGCUAUAGUACCUGCCAACAGCUUUCCUCUGAGGAGAGACUUCCAGCUAGGCAAGGAUCUGAGGGGUGAGGGCUGGAGGGCCAGCGUCGGCUAGACACGUCCCCCUGCCCAGCCUCGGCUGCCACCUGCAGGUCACCUGGGCUCCAGCCAUGUGGCUGCCUCUGCUGCUGGGUGUCUUGCUCUGGGCAGCGCUGUGGUUGCUCAGGGACCGGCAGUGCCUGCCAGCCAGCGAUGCUUGUAUCUUCAUCACCGGCUGUGACUCGGGCUUUGGGCGGCUCCUUGCUCUGAGGCUGGACCAGAGAGGCUUCCGAGUACUGGCCAGCUGCCUGACACCCUCGGGGGCAGAGGACCUCCAGCGGGUCGCCUCCUCCCGCCUCCACACCACCCUGCUGGAUGUCACAGAUCCCCAGAGCAUCCGGCAGGCAGUCAAGUGGGUGGAAACGCAUGUUGGGGAAGCAGGGCUUUUUGGUCUGGUGAAUAAUGCUGGUGUGGCUGGCAUCAUUGGUCCCACCCCAUGGCAGACGCGGGAGGACUUCCAGCGGGUGCUGAAUGUGAACACGCUGGGUCCCAUCGGGGUCACCCUCGCCCUGCUGCCCCUGCUGCUGCAGGCCCGGGGCCGAGUGAUCAACAUCACCAGUGUCCUUGGCCGCCUGGCAGCCAAUGGAGGGGGCUACUGCGUCUCCAAGUUUGGCCUGGAGGCCUUCUCUGACAGCCUGAGGCGAGACGUGGCUCCUUUUGGGGUACGGGUCUCUAUCGUGGAACCUGGCUUCUUCCGAACCCAUGUGACAAACCUGGAAACUUUGGAGGACACCCUGCAGGCCUGCUGGGCACGGCUGCCUCCAGCCACACAGGCCCUCUAUGGGGAGGCCUUCCUCACCAAAUACCUGAGAGUGCAGCAACGUAUCAUGAACAUGAUCUGUGACCCGGACCUGGCCAAGGUGAGCAGGUGCCUGGAGCAUGCCCUAACUGCCCGUCACCCCAGAACCCGCUACAGCCCAGGCUGGGAUGCCAAGCUGCUCUGGUUGCCAGCCUCCUACUUGCCAGCCAGCCUGGUGGAUGCUGUGCUCACCUGGGUCCUUCCCAAGCCUGCCCAGAUGGUCUACUAAAUCCAGCCCUCCAGCAAAAGAUGGUUGUUCAAGGCAAGGACUCUUGAUUUAUUCUGUCCCCUACCCUGGUACUGCCUGGUGUGUGGCAUAAAACAGUCACUCAAUAAAUGUGUAUUAUUCAAAACAAAAA
This is a messenger RNA of Bubalus bubalis (water buffalo), 1884 nucleotides long. RefSeq names its product retinol dehydrogenase 5 (gene RDH5). The transcript has 5 exons. NCBI's taxonomy places the organism in Eukaryota, Metazoa, Chordata, Mammalia, Artiodactyla, Bovidae. Bases 798 to 1754 code for a protein of 318 amino acids. The record is from RefSeq and is a predicted model, not a curated record.